Exophiala mesophila is the source of this 4498-nucleotide messenger RNA. RefSeq lists its product as uncharacterized. Gene Ontology annotation, molecular function: calcium-activated cation channel activity. The transcript has a single exon. NCBI's taxonomy places the organism in Eukaryota, Fungi, Ascomycota, Eurotiomycetes, Chaetothyriales, Herpotrichiellaceae. Bases 352 to 4209 code for a protein of 1285 amino acids. The record is from RefSeq and is a predicted model, not a curated record. Gene Ontology annotation, cellular component: plasma membrane.
CCUGUUUAUCUCUUUACAAUCACCUUCCUUCUCCUACGCGGACGCAUAUCAUCUUCUUGCAUUCUUGCAAUUCUUUGUCCUCAGCCACCACCAUCUCCUCCUGCUUUGUGUUUCUAAAAUACCAACAACCCCCCUCGUUGCCCGAUUGCCCUCAUCCCCCUCCUCCAACUUCACUCUUUGUCAAUCGAGCAGCACAGGUACACGUCUUUAGCUGGACAAACAAUCCUCUAAGCCUCUCACGCCCCGGACCCAAGUACCAUUCUUCCCCCCACACGCUCCUCGACGACCAUGCACCCGUUACCCUCCCUCUUUCAACGAUAACAGAAACACAACUGUAAACAUCCGUCCAAGAUGUCAAGCUUCAGCAACCUCACAGGAAUUGGUGGCGAUGAAGCUGGACGAGAGGCUCAGUCCAGGAAUGGCCAAAGCGCAGGCCAGUUUGCCGCCUCCCUCAUCACUGCCAUUGCUCUCUUCGCAGUUCAGACAGGCGUCUUUCUUCUAAUCAAGGAUCGCUUCGCCCGCAUAUAUCAACCCAGAACCUACCUAGUCCCAGAGAGAGAAAGGACAAAACCUUCCCCUCCAGGAUGGUGGGCCUGGAUCGCCCCAGUCAUCAGCACUUCCAACUCCGAGUUCGUCCAAAAAUGCGGACUCGAUGCCUAUUUCUUCCUGAGAUAUCUACGCACCCUCCUCAAGAUCUUCGUCCCUGCCGCAUUGGUCAUUCUACCCAUUCUAAUCCCCAUUAAUCUCGUCAAUGGCAGAGGCACUGACUAUGCCGUGGGUGGCCAAGAAAAUACUUCCAAUGUCACUGGAUUAGAUCAACUUGCUUGGGGAAACGUUGCCCCUAAUCACACAGGCCGAUACUGGGCGCAUUGGAUUUUAGCCCUCGCCCUCGUCAUUUGGAUCUCCUUUGUUGCCUUUGAUGAGCUCCGAAACUACAUCAGAAUGCGUCAGGCUUACAUGACCUCGCCACAGCAUCGUCUACGUGCCUCGGCAACCACCGUUUUGGUCAGCUCCAUCCCUCACAAAUGGUGCAACCGUGAGGCCUUGGAUGGUCUUUAUGACGUCUUUCCUGGCGGAGUCAGGAACAUUUGGAUCAACCGAAACUACGACGAGCUUAGUCAAAAGAUUUCGCGCCGUGACGAACUUGCCUUGAAGCUCGAGCAGGCUGAGACCGACCUCAUCAAGAAAUGCUUCAAGCAAAACGAAAAGAACAUUGCCAAGGCCGACAAAGAGGCCGGCCACAAACUAUCCAAAGAAGAGAAGAAGUCACGAGCGGCAGUCAGGGAUGACGGCGCUGAUCGAGCUGCCCAUGGACAUGGUGUCACAACCGGUGAUCCACACCAAAUCGACCACAACAUUCGUGAUGUCAUGCAUGGCCACCACGACCGUUCCUCAGAUGACUCCGGUUCAGAUACAGAGCAAGAUGAUCAACGCAGCCGUGACAAACGCACUCUUCCUAUCCCCGUCCUUGGUGAAGGCUUCUCGGCAGUUUCUCAUGGCUUGAACAAGGUAGGCAACAAAGUGCUGGGCGGAUUCCGGGGAGCCAACAAGGAACUCAACGAGACCAUCGACACCACCAAUGGCUUCGUUGCCCCUGACCCCAGACGGGAUCCCUCGCCCGAGGCUUCAGGUGAGAGGAUGCCACCGCAGUCUCGGAGGGAUCCGGAUAGGCCUAGAGGCAUUCGUCCCUCAGAUGCCAAAGUCACCAUCGACCCACGCCAAAGAGUGCCUGAGCCCGACCUGGAGAAACUCGACACCUUCGAUGGUCAACGUAGUCCACUCUCUGCGUCUAGUACCAUGCAGGACGAGACUCCCCAAGGUGAACAGCCUCCAACUAAGACGGACAAGGUUCUCACAGCUCUCAAAAUAAAACAACCGAACAAGGAUUCAGUGGAAUAUCCCCAAGCUUUCGCAGCCGAUUUCAUCCAUCAUCCAGAUGAUGCCGUAUGGCGGCGAUAUCUGACCGAUAAGGAUCGUGAUACAAUGAGACUCCCCAUCUUUGGCUGGCAGUGGAUGUUUGCCCUUCCUUUGGUUGGCCAAAAAGUCGAUACCAUUGAAUACUGCCGCACCGAAGUUGCCAGACUCAACGUUGAGAUUGAGGAUGAUCAAGCACAUCCAGACCGAUUUCCUCUCAUGAACUCGGCAUUCAUUCAGUUCAAUCAUCAAGUCGCUGCCCACAUGGCCUGUCAGAGUGUGAGCCAUCAUAUCCCAAAGCAAAUGUCUCCUCGUAUGGUCGAGAUCGAUCCAGAAGAUGUCAUCUGGGACAACAUGUCUAUUCCUUGGUGGUCAUCAUACAUCCGCACCUUUUUCGUCGUCGUGAUAAUCGUCGGCUUGAUCAUCCUCUGGGCCAUUCCAGUUGCAUUCACAUCUGCUCUGUCGCAGCUUGAUGUGGUUGCUAAAUCCGUACCGUGGCUCAACUGGGUCCUCGAUAUUCCGCCAUGGUUCAGGAGUAUCCUGCAGGGUGUACUUCCACCUGCUCUUCUCGGACUCCUCUUGCUCAUCCUGCCUAUGAUUCUCCGAGCCUUGGUACGCUUCCAGGGUACUCAAUCCGGAAUGCUGGUCGAACUGGCCGUCCAACGCUAUUACUUCUUCUUUCUAUUUGUGCAACUAUUCCUGGUUGUCACUAUUGCCUCCGCUGUAACCACCUUUUUCUCCCUCUUCACCAGUGUGGACGGCGUCGCUAGCAUUCCCAACUUGUUGGGUUUGAAUAUCCCCCGCGCCUCUAACUACUUCUUCUCCUACAUGUUGCUACAAGCACUUUCGGUCAGCGCAGGAGCCCUUCUGCAAAUCGGCAGUCUCGUUGGCUGGUUCAUUCUUGCCCCUAUCCUUGAUAGCACUGCGAGAGCCAAGUUCAAACGCCAAACGGACCUCUCUAACAUCCGCUGGGGUACCUUCUUUCCCGUCUAUACAAAUCUGGCAUGUAUUGGCCUCAUCUACUCGGUCGUUGCGCCACUGAUCCUGAUCUUCAACAUCAUCACAUUCGCUCUGUUCUGGUUUGUCUACAGGUUCAAUACAUUAUAUGUCGUCCGAUUCACCCGAGACACAGGAGGUCUCCUGUAUCCCAAUGCAAUCAACACUACAUUUGUCGGCAUUUACGUCAUGGAACUCGCCCUGAUCGGCAUGUUCUUUUUAGUCCGGGACGAAAACAAUGAUGUUGCCUGUUCUGGGCAGGCUAUUGCUACCAUUGUCAUGCUCAUCUUGACAGCAGCAUACCAGAUUCUGUUGAACAAUGCCUUUAGUCCAUUGUUCCGUUACCUGCCAAUCACUCUUGAGGACGAUGCCUGUCGACGGGACGAGGAGUUUGCCCGAGCUAUGCGCGCAAAGCAAGGAAUUCUUGAUGAUGAGGAGACCGAGGGAGAGGAUCUGGAAGAUCGCUUGGAGCGCAAUGAGCGGGAAGAGCGGCGAGAGGAUCGCGAUGAGCAGGAGUAUGAGCUUCAAGAGAUCCAACGAGAGAAGGCAAAGCGAGCGGAGCGGUCGCAUUCACAGAAACAGCCUGAGCUCAAACCUCAGGACCUGCAGAACCCUGAAAUCCUCAUGAGUUUGGACGAGGACGGUAGGGGUGUUCGCUGGGCCAAGGCAGCCGCUCAUAAAACUGCAGGCACGACCAAACAAAUGAUUCCUAGGACUCUCUCUCGCAAAACCAACCGCCGCGAGAGCCGGAAAUCUUGGGCCGACCGCAGCAACGAGCGCAACCGCCGCAGUUCUGCUUACGGUCGCUCAGAGAGCCCAUCGCAAAGCCUGAGCAGGGAGAGGAGUGAUGAAGCCUCGCAAGGUCCAGCGAUAGAGGACCGCCCCAGCAAGUCGCGCAAGCGACGCCUUUCUCCGCCUCGCAAUGUUCUCAACACUCUCAACAACUUCAACCCUGUCACGGGAGGCCAGAAGGAUGUUGAAGCUCAACGUGCUGCACGCACACAAUUAGCCGACGCACUCUUCUCCGGCUUGAACGAUGAACUGGAAGAUUUGAGUCCCGAAGAGCGUGACGCAUUAGUGGAACGAGCGUUUCGACACAGUGCAUUACGGGCUAAGCGUCCGGUGAUCUGGCUACCUCGAGAUGAACUCGGCGUUAGUGACGACGAGACUCUUCGCAUGGGCGAAUUCAGCUCCAAUAUUUGGGUCAGCAAUGUCAGACAAGGUCUCGACUCGAAAGGACGCUGUGUGUACAGUGGAGCACCACCUGAUUUCAGUCAAGUGGACUUGAUUCGACUCUAAUGAUUUGUGCGACUGUUUACUGUUUGUUGGUGUACUCGACUGUUCUGAUCUGACCGACCAGUACGAGUCCGGGUCACACUGACUGAUGAUGACAACGAUGAUGUCGAUGAUGAUGAUGUUUACCUGCUUUCAGAUCACAGCAGGGUGUUUGUUUAUCCAUAGCGAAGGAGUUUUUGCUUGAUGGUUUGGGUUGUUCAAUUGUGAUCAACAGCACGGGGCCCAGAAUCGCUCCUAUAGAACUCACCAGGUGUGGAUAGAUUGUCUACACGUACAGUACACUUAAUUAGAG